Molecule: messenger RNA, 3226 nt
Organism: Kogia breviceps (pygmy sperm whale)
Lineage: Eukaryota; Metazoa; Chordata; Mammalia; Artiodactyla; Physeteridae
Gene: ACAP3
Product: ArfGAP with coiled-coil, ankyrin repeat and PH domains 3
Cellular component (GO): cytoplasm
Molecular function (GO): protein binding; GTPase activator activity
Source: RefSeq, a predicted model, not a curated record
GCGGGCGGGCGGGCCGGCAGGGGAUGCCGCUCGGGGCGCCGCGGUCCUCGUGCCAGUGAGCGCCUCGCGCCGCCGCAGCCAUGACGGUGGAGUUCGAGGAGUGCAUCAAGGACUCGCCGCGCUUCAGGGCAACUAUCGACGAGGUGGAAACGGACGUGGUUGAGAUCGAGGCCAAGCUGGACAAGCUGGUGAAGCUGUGCAGCGGCGUGAUCGAGGCUGGCAAGGCCUACGUCACCACCAACAGGCUCUUCGUGAGUGGCGUCCGCGACCUGUCCCAGCAGUGCCAGGGCGACACCGUCAUCUCGGAAUGUCUGCAGAGGUUCGGAGACAGUCUGCAGGAGAUGGUCACCUACCACAUGAUCCUGUUUGACCAGGCCCAGAGGUCUGUGCGGCAACAGCUCCACAACUUCGUCAAAGAAGAUGUGCGCAAGUUUAAGGAGACGAAGAAGCAGUUCGACAAAGUUCGGGAGGACAUGGAGCUGUCCCUGGUGAGGAAUGCCCAGGCCCCGAGGCACCGGCCCCACGAGGUGGAGGAGGCCACGGGUGCCCUGAUCCUUGCCCGAAAGUGCUUCCGCCACCUAGCUCUGGACUACGUGCUCCAGAUCAACGUUCUCCAGGCCAAGAAGAAGUUUGAGAUUUUGGAUUCUAUGCUGUCCUUCAUGCACGCCCAGUACAGCUUCUUCCAGCAGGGCUACAGCCUGCUGCACCAGCUGGACCCCUACAUGAAGAAGCUGGCGGCCGAGCUGGACCAGCUGGUGAUCGACUCGGCAGUGGAAAAGCGGGAGAUGGAGCGCAAGCACGCCGCCGUCCAGCAGCGGACACUGCUGCAGGUGAGUGGGCGCCCACCCUGGGGGGAGGGGGGCCCCGGUGGGCAGGGCUUCUGCCCUUCCCGCCCCGCGGCGUUUCAGCACCAAGGACACCUCCACGGCCCCGGAGCGCGGCCCGCUCCAGCGGAGGUGGCUGAGCUGGGACCGCGUCCCCUGCGUCCCCUGCGGGAGCAGCUGCAGCUGUCCCUCCCCGCCCCCACUCAGCCAGGGGAGCAGGUGGCUGGGCCCCCUCUCCCACCGCCGGACACCCAGGACAACGCUCAGUGUCUCCCCAGCCCGCGUGAAUGGAGCUCUGUCAGGCGGGUCGGACAGCCCAGCUGGCGACAUGAAUGGGCAGCUUCCUUCCUGACCCCAGAGCCUGCUGCUCUGCCAGGCUGGGAGGUGGGGGCUGGAGCUCUCCGGGCCCCCAGCUGUGGCGGGAGGCAUCUGCCCCCACGGGGUUUCGGGUCAGGAAGCGGCUGUGAAGACCCCCCCUCCACCUUGCCUCCGGGGCAGCCCGAGAGGGCGGCGGGGUCCCCGCAGCCGCGGGUGGGUGCUCACUGGGGGCCGGGCUCCGACCACCCCCAGGACUUCUCCUACGAUGAGCCCAAGGUGGCGUUUGACGUGGAUGCUCCCAGUGGUGUGGUGAUGGAGGGCUACCUCUUCAAGCGGGCCAGCAACGCCUUCAAGACGUGGAACCGGCGCUGGUUCUCCAUCCAGAACAGCCAGCUGGUCUACCAGAAGAAGCUCAAGGAUGUGCUGACCGUGGUGGUGGAUGACCUCCGGCUCUGCUCCGUGAAGCCCUGUGAGGACAUUGAGCGGAGGUUCUGCUUUGAGGUCGUGUCGCCCAGCAAGAGCUGCAUGCUGCAGGCCGACUCGGAGAGGCUCCGGCAGGCGUGGGUUCAGGCUGUGCAAGCCAGCAUCGCGUCCGCCUAUCGGGAGGGCCCCGGCAGCCGCUACGGCGAGAGGCUGGACCGCACGGCGUCCCCGUCCACAAGCAGUAUCGACUCUGCCACGGACUCUCGGGAGCGCAGCGUCAAGGGCGAGAGCGUGCUGCAGCGCAUGCAGCACGUGGCUGGGAACCGCCAGUGCGGCGACUGCGGGCGGCCGGACCCGCGCUGGGCCAGCAUCAACCUGGGCGUGCUGCUGUGCAUCGAGUGCUCGGGCAUCCACAGGAGCCUGGGCGUCCACUGUUCCAAGGUGCGGUCCCUGACCCUGGACUCGUGGGAGCCGGAGCUGCUGAAGCUGAUGUGUGAGCUGGGAAACAGCACCAUGAACCGGAUCUACGAGGCCCAGUGCGAGGGGCCGGGCGGCAGGAAGCCCACAGCCAGCAGCCCCAGGCAGGACAAGGAGGCUUGGAUCAAGGACAAAUACGUGGAAAAGAAGUUUGUGCGGAGGCCGCCCUCGGCACCGGCCCGGGAGGCCCCGCGGCGCUGGCGGGCGCAGAAGUGCCAGCGCCACCACAGCUCCCCCCGUGCCCGCACCACCCGCCGCAGCAAAAUCCGGAUGGAGCCCGUCCCGCCCUCCGUGGCUGCUCUGUGCUCAGGCCCCAUAGAGCCCAGGUUCCGCAGGGACUCCCUGUUCUGCCCGGAUGAGCUGGACUCCCUCUUCUCCUACUUCGACGCGGGGGCUGCUGCAGCCGGUCCACGCAGUCUGAGCAGCGACAGCGGCUUAGGGGGCAGCUCCGACGGCAGCUCGGACGUCCUGGCCUUCGGCAUGGGCUCCGUGGUGGACCGCGUCACUGAGGAGGAGGGUGCCGAGUCGGAGGAGUCCAGCGGCGAGGCGGAUGGAGAGGCGGAGGCCUGGGGCCUAGCGGACGUGCGCGAGCUGCACCCCGGGCUACUGGCGCACCGCGCGGCGCUCACUCGAGACCUCCCCGCACUGGCCUCCGCCCUGGCACAAGGGGCUGAGGUCAACUGGGCUGACGCAGAGGACGAGGGCAAGACGCCGCUGGUGCAGGCCGUGCUGGGGGGUUCGUUGAUCAUCUGUGAAUUCCUCCUGCAAAAUGGAGCGGACGUGAACCAAAGAGACAGCCGGGGCCGGGCGCCCCUGCACCAUGCCACGCUCCUGGGCCGCACCGGCCAGGUCUGCCUGUUCUUGAAGCGGGGGGCGGACCAGCAUGCCUUGGACCACACGCAGCAGGACCCACUGAGCAUCGCGGUGCAGGAGGCAAAUGCAGACAUCGUCACGCUUCUCCGUCUGGCGCGCAUGGCCGAGGAGAUGCGUGAGGCCGAGGCGCCCCCCGGCCAGCCGGGCCCCCUGGCUGGCAGCAGCCCCACCGAGCUCCAGUACCGCAGGUGCAUCCAGGAGUUCAUCAGCCUCCACCUGGAUGAGAGCUAGGGCGGCCGGGCCUUGGCGGGACCCCCACCUGCCCAUUUGCUGAGAGCCCUGGAGCUCCUGGAGCCCUGCUGCCUGCUCCG